Molecule: messenger RNA, 1281 nt
Organism: Papaver somniferum (opium poppy)
Lineage: Eukaryota; Viridiplantae; Streptophyta; Magnoliopsida; Ranunculales; Papaveraceae
Product: cyclin-dependent kinase B2-1-like
Exons: 7
Coding region: 131-1078 (315 amino acids)
Biological process (GO): regulation of gene expression; protein phosphorylation; G1/S transition of mitotic cell cycle
Cellular component (GO): nucleus; cytoplasm; cyclin-dependent protein kinase holoenzyme complex
Molecular function (GO): ATP binding; cyclin binding; cyclin-dependent protein serine/threonine kinase activity
Source: RefSeq, a predicted model, not a curated record
UACCGUUUAGGGAGAACGACUAAAGAAUUCACCACUUUAGAACGGCUAUAAGAAUCAUUCACUAGGUUUCCACAGAUCAAUUAUAUUUCAUCUGUUAGAGAAAGAAAGGAAAGAAAAGAAAGAAAGAAGAAUGGAGAACAUAGGAUUUAACGAGAAUCAGAAAUCAGCCAUGGAUGCAUUUGAAAAGCUUGAAAAAGUAGGAGAAGGAACCUAUGGGAAAGUAUAUAGAGCAAGAGAAAAAGCCACUGGUAAAAUCGUAGCUUUGAAGAAAACACGUCUCCAUGAAGAUGAAGAAGGUGUACCACCAACAACUUUAAGAGAAGUUUCUAUUCUAAGGAUGCUUUCCAUGGAUCCUCAUGUUGUUAGGUUGUUGGACGUGAAACAAGGUCAGAACAAAGAGGGGAAGACCAUUCUCUACCUUGUUUUUGAGUACAUGGAUACUGAUGUUAAGAAGUACAUUCGGAGUUUCCGCUCAUCUGGAACUACAAUGCCCCCAAAUAUCGUUAAGAGUUUGAUGUAUCAACUUUGCAAGGGUGUUGCAUUUUGUCAUGGUCAUGGAGUACUUCACAGGGAUUUGAAACCUCACAAUCUUCUAAUGGAUCCAAAGACAAAAAUGCUUAAAAUAGCAGAUCUUGGACUGGCUAGAGCAUUCACGCUCCCAAUGAAGAAGUACACGCAUGAGAUCUUGACUCUUUGGUACAGGGCACCAGAAGUUCUCCUGGGAGCCACUCACUAUUCAACUCCAGUAGAUAUCUGGUCUGUUGGCUGUAUCUUUGCUGAACUGGUUACAAAUCAAGCACUCUUCCCUGGGGACUCUGAAUUGCAGCAACUACUACACAUCUUCAGGUUGUUGGGAACUCCAAAUGAAGAACGAUGGCCAGGCGUAAGCAAGCUAAUGAAUUGGCAUGAAUAUCCACAAUGGUCUCCACAGAAGCUGUCAUCCGUGGUUCCUAACCUAGAUGAAGCUGGUCAAGAUCUGCUCUUGCAAAUGUUGCGAUAUGAACCUUCAAAGAGGAUUUCAGCAAAGAAGGCAAUGGAGCAUCCUUACUUUGAUGAUCUGAACAAAGCUGGUCUCUAAAUCUAUUCAACGAAUUGAAGUCUAACAAAGCCAAAAGUUGAUUUGUAGUUUUCACCUGCUUUUCUCAAGCAUAGUUUGUUCAUGUCUUUUUAUUUCAUCCUUUUCCUUUGAUGAUUUUUACUAUCUUGUUAUCUCAGUUUCAGACCUCGGAUGAGAUAAUGUACUAAAAAUCAAUGGAAAUCCAGUGUUUCUUUAUUCUAUCU